Molecule: messenger RNA, 1800 nt
Organism: Brugia malayi
Lineage: Eukaryota; Metazoa; Nematoda; Chromadorea; Rhabditida; Onchocercidae
Gene: Bma-sac-1
Product: Recessive suppressor of secretory defect, putative
Exons: 16
Coding region: 1-1800 (599 amino acids)
Biological process (GO): phosphatidylinositol dephosphorylation
Cellular component (GO): endoplasmic reticulum
Molecular function (GO): phosphatidylinositol-4-phosphate phosphatase activity
Source: RefSeq, a predicted model, not a curated record
AUGGAUGGACCAACAGAGAUUUAUGAGCAGCUUAAUUUAUGUAUAUUUCCGGAGAGAUUUUGUUUGGAACCAAGAGGACGAGACGGUGGAUUAGUUUCAGAUACGUAUUUAGAAAUUGAUCGUAAUACGGGAAAGCUUGGUUUGAUAAGAAAUAACGAUAAGCCAAUACUUAUACAUGAUGCUGAAGUAAAAGUUAUUCAUGGAAUUGUUGGCAUCAUUAAGCUUGUAUCAGGUAAUGCUUUGAUAACUAUAACCAAAGCUAAUCUUAAAGGUGUUUUAACUGGUCAUGAAAUAUGGACGAUAACUGAAACGGAAAUUAUACCGUAUGAAAAGACAGCAUUACAUCUAACAGAAAAACAGAUUUGGUAUAAUCGACAUUUUACUGAUAUGAUCCAACUUGUAUUAUCAACUGGUGGAUUUUAUUUCUCACGCACUUUUGAUUUGUCACAUUCAGCACAAUGGUUAGCAGAAAAUGCUACACCUCUAUUCAAAAGACUUCCAAUGAUGGGCCGAUCGGAUGAACGUUUUGUGUGGAAUCGAUAUUUGUCAGCUCCUCUUACAGCUAUUCCCGAAUUAUUUCGAUACGUGCUUCCUAUAAUACAUGGUUUUUUUGAUAUAAGUCGUUGUAUUGUUAAUGGUCAUAUUUUCCAACUUUGUCUUAUUUCUCGGAGAUCUAUUUAUAGAGCAGGUACAAGAUUUUAUAUGCGUGGCGUCAGUACUAUUGGACAUUCAGCAAACUAUGUAGAAACUGAACAAUUGGUGGAAUAUGAUAAGGAUAGUGAUCCGAAACAACGUUGCUUAACAUCAUUUGUACAGAUAAGAGGAUCAAUACCAUUAUUUUGGUCCCAGAGACCAAAUCUUCAUUGGCAACCUGAACCGUUGCUAAAUCCAAUUGAUGAUCAAACGGAAGCUUUUAAACGACAUAUGAUAAUGCAACGGAAUAUUUAUGGAGGAAAACAUGUAAUUGUAAAUUUGGUAAAUCAGAAAGGACGUGAAAAACGUGUUGGUGGAGAGCUUGAUCGAGUUGUUUUACGUACAAAUCUAGACUUCGUCAGGCUCAACGCGUUUGAUUUCCACAAAGAAUGUCGCACAUUAGAUUGGGGUCGAUUGGAUAUGCUCAAAAAACAACUUAGAAGCGAAAUUACAGAAUUUGGAUUUUUCUCAUCAUUUUUAAACUCUACAGAACACAUGCACAAACAAAAAGGUUUUUUCCGUACAAAUUGUAUGGAUUGUUUAGAUAGAACUAAUGUUGCUCAAUCAAUGUUGGCUAAGGAAUCACUAAAAGAUCAAUUAUCUUAUAUGAAGAUUAUUGGUAAUGGUUUUGAAGUGGACAGUUAUCCAGAGUUAUCUGCUACUUUUAAAAGGAUUUGGGCUGAUAAUGGUGAUGAAUGCAGUCGUCAGUAUGCAGGAACAGGUGCACUAAAGGCUGAUUAUACACGUUUUGGUAAGCGAACUUUUUCGGGAGCAUGGAAUGAUUGCAUAAAUGCUUUCACACGUUAUUUUCGUAACAAUUUUGCGGAUGGUUACAGACAGGAUGCAAUCAAUCUUUUUCUUGGUAAUUUUCGGGUUGAUCCAAGCAAUUUGCCAGCCACUUUUGAAACUACAGUGCUCAGUUUUGAUUAUCAUGGUGGUGCUAUUGUCGGUGCAAUUUUUGCAGCUGCAAUGAUUAUUCUUUGUAUAUUAGUAGCAGAAAAUAUGACAGCAACUAUAUUUUGGUUUGUAGUUUUUAUGGCAUUGAUGUUAUUCAUAUUUGUCAAUGGUGAAGAAUUUGUAAACAAACCUCGAUUGAAAAUGGACUAA